Molecule: messenger RNA, 621 nt
Organism: Adineta ricciae
Lineage: Eukaryota; Metazoa; Rotifera; Eurotatoria; Adinetida; Adinetidae
Source: the annotation of a GenBank genome assembly
AUGGCGCAUUCAUUCACACGAGCACCUCAGAGAACUGCAAACACUUCUACAAAUCAAUCAUUAUCUAUAUAUGUUGGUAAUCUUUCGUAUGGUACCAAUGAAAGGGAUUUAGAAGCGUUUUUCAAUGAAAAAUGUGGUAAUGUCAAACGAGUGCGUAUUAUUUAUGAUAAUAAUACACAGCAAAGUCGUGGUUUUGCUUUUGUAAACUUCAAUACCGAUGAUGCAUUGAAUACGGCAUUGAAUCUCUCGGACUGCCGAUUGGAUGGACGUGUACUUCGAAUUUCACCUGCAGAAGCAAGGAAUUCUUCAUCAGUUUCGACUGAUCAAGUUGCUUCAACUACACCUCAAACAACAAACAAACACAGAACACAAGUGGUACAUUGCAAGAAAUCAAAGUACGAUGUUUAUAUUGGCCGUCCAUCUGAUUGGGGCAAUCCAUUUGUGAUUGGCAAAGAUGGAGAUCGUGACGAUGUUAUAAGAAAAUAUCGUAAUUGGAUUAUGCGCCAGGCAGAUCUUCUAGCUCGAAUUAAACCAGAACUUCAAGGUAAACGAAUUGCGUGCUGGUGUAAACCAGAAGCAUGUCAUGGUGAUGUUCUCGCGGAGCUCGCUGAUGUUGAUUGA